UUCCUGAUUCCACCGAACUUUCACUACGACAGAAUGUACUUUUAGCGUCUGGUCUGGUCAGUCCUCAUCUUAUUUAUUAGCAACCAAGAGGCAAAAUGAAACUCGUCACUAUUAUUUGCGUCGUUAUUGGAAUUUUCGGGAUAGUUGAAGGAGUUCCACUGGAAUCAAAUUCAUCCAUUUCACGUCAAGAUGGUGGAGAUGCUGAAACAGUGAUGCCAGCCGCCCCAGAAGAAGCACCGGAAUCCUUGAUCGAAGUUGGAAACUUAUUCAACAAUAUCUUCCAAGGACUGAAACUAAUUCCAGUUGCGGCUGCCCACGCUCUGAAGCAACAACAAAAUGCAACCCAAGCACAGAAUGGGACAACUACGAGAAGACCAGUGAGGUUACCACCACCAAAAACGGAAGUAGUACUUUUGGCGACACAGAAACCACCUCCGCGACGAGUAGUCCAAUAUCUUCCUGCCCCUGGGGGAAAUCCAGUCAUUGUUUAUCCCGACAAUAUAACCGAAGAUCCGGAUGAUGAGGAUGAUGAUGCAAGGAGGAAGAGAUACUAAGAAAUAUUUGGUAUUUCUAAUAAUUUCUGUACAUUUCGAUUAAAGAAAUUUGUCUCCGCAAAUUAUGAAUAGUUAAAUACGAUUAGAUUUUAAGUGGGAAUUUUGAUCAAUAAAUCAGUGUAGAAAGCAG
Molecule: messenger RNA, 684 nt
Organism: Folsomia candida
Lineage: Eukaryota; Metazoa; Arthropoda; Collembola; Entomobryomorpha; Isotomidae
Exons: 3
Coding region: 96-554 (152 amino acids)
Source: RefSeq, a predicted model, not a curated record